This is a messenger RNA of Amphibalanus amphitrite, 2108 nucleotides long. RefSeq names its product vegetative cell wall protein gp1-like. The transcript has 2 exons. The record is from RefSeq and is a predicted model, not a curated record. The coding region runs from base 19 to 1737 and encodes 572 amino acids. Lineage: Eukaryota; Metazoa; Arthropoda; Thecostraca; Balanomorpha; Balanidae.
UGGCUCGGCGCCAGCAUCAUGAGGACCUUGCUGGUGCUGUCCGCCGCGUUUGCGGUGUCAGUGGCAGCGACUUCACUGCACUGCGCCUUUGUUAUCAACGGGGACUGCGUUAGUUCGGCGCGCUCGCGGGUGCCCCGGCAGGCGGUGCCACCUCCGACCAACCAGCAGUUUCAGGCGUGGCUGGCCGCUGCCCAGCUGAGCGGCUUCCCUGGUGGUCUGCCGGCGCUGCCAGCCGCUCCGGCUCAGCCGGCCGCUGUCACAACAGCCAAGCCGACCGUGGCCCCUCCGCCGCCGCCGCCGGUCGCUACCCCGGCGCCGCAGCCGGCCGCUGCCCUGCCGCAGCAGCCGCCGGCCUUCUUUUCGCCGCAGUUUUUCGCGCAGCAGCUCGCUGCUCUCGGCCAGAGGAGUGCUCUGCCCCAGCCGGCGGCCCCAGUAGCCCCCGUGCCCGUCCAGCCGACUCCCGCGCCCACUCCGGCUCCGACCCCGGCUCCGGCCGCACCGGCUCCGGCCCAGCUGCCAGCCUUCCCGGGCCUGUUCCCGGGCCUCUCUCAAGGAGGCUUGGCUCCCAAUGCCUUCCAGGGUCUGCAGCAGCUGUUUCCGGCGUUGGCGGGUGCCCUGCCUGCCUCGUUAGCUGCCGCGGCCACGACCACCACGCCGCCGCCAACGACCACCCAGUCGCUCCUGGACGCCGAGGCUCGCGCCAACCUCGUGCUAACUCCGGACGAGGCCUUCCAGGCGGCCUACAACGCUGAGAUCGCGGCCGAGCCGGCCACGGCGGCCUCCAUCCGCUCUGCGGUGGUGCAGGCCGCUCCGAGCACCGUCACCAAGCCGCCGCCCACCGUGCCGCCGACGACCACCACGCCGGCGCCGCCGCCUUCCGGACCCACCGCCUUCCCAGCGUCGGCGUUCGGCGACUGGCUGAAGCAGGGCGCGCAAACGGGCAUCUGGGGACCGUGGCCGCCGAGCACGACCCCGGAGCCGCCGGUGGUCACUACCCCGGCGCCCAGCCCGAGCCCCAGCCCGGCUCCGGCGGCGGCUGCCGCCCCUCAGCAGCCCGCGGCAGCCGCACCCGAUCAGGCGUACCAGCUGGCGGCGCAGCAGGCCUACCAGCUAGCCGCCGCGCAGGCCUAUCAGCAGCAGCAGCUGGCCGCGUACCAGCAGGCUUACCAGCAGCGGUUGGCCGCGCAGCGCCCAGCUACCACCGCCGCGCCAACGACUGCCGCACCAACGACCGCUGCGCCAACCACCGCCGCACCGACAACAGCCGCACCCGCCGCGCAGCCGGCCAACGCGCAGGCUCUCCAGCUGGCCUAUCAGCAGGCGUACCAGCAGCAGCUGGCAGCCCACCAGCGCGCUCAGCUGGCCUCGGCUCAGCCGGCGGCCACAGCACAGCAGGCGCCGGCUGCACAGCAGGCCGCGCAGCCGGCCGCGCAGGCUCCGCAGCUGACCGCUCAGCAGGAGGCAUACCAGCGCGCCUACCAGCAGCAGCUGGCCGCCCAGCAGCAGGCGUACCAGCAGAAACUGGCGUCCCAGCUCGCCACCUCGAAGGAGGCGUCUCAAGCUCAGCAGCAGCUGGGCACGCAGCAGAUCAAGCAGCAAUCGCAGGUGCCCUCCCAGUACCAGCAGUACUACUCUCAGCAGCAGUAUCAGCAGCCGCAGCAGCAGCAGCAGCAGACUCAACAGCAGGGCACGCAGCAGUAUCAGUACCCAACACACAGCAACUUUUACAGCUACUAGAGUGCCGGCGGCUUCCGCCUAGUCUGUCACUGAUAUGUCCGACCAGGCGAUUGUGAUUGUGGUUGUAUCAAAGUAUGUGUGAGGAUGUGUGCUUACGCAUGCAUGUAUUUACGUGUAUAUGCACAUGCGAUACGCGGAUAUGAACAGGGCGGCGCCUUUGUGUGUUGUGACGUCAUUAUUAGCCUUGACGUCACCAGCAUUCCAACGCGCCGAACUGGCUGCUGUUGACACUUAUUUACGCUGGGACGCUCAUAGGCUAUUCCCAUGGCAUUUCGUUGUUUUCAGGUCAUAUACGUGUGUUUUUCAUCAAUGUCAUUUAUGUUGUUAAUGUAUUUAUAAAGAUGUGUGGAAUAAAAUCGCAGUUUUCACGA